AUGGUCUACACAAUCGUCGUUCACCUUCGCGCAAAGCCAGACGAAGAGUCGAUCUCCAAGCUGCACGCAAAGCUCCUCGAGGCCUCGGUCGUUUACUCCCAAGACAAAGAGACCUUGUCCUGGUUCGUGAUGCAGUCCGUCCACGACAGGCAGGACUUCACCAUUGUCGAGCGCUACCUGCACGAGUCCUCGCAGCAGUACCACCUGAACAACCCCUACUGGAAGACCUUUGAUCCCUAUGUGAUCCCGCUGCUGGAGAAGGAAAUGGAUUUGCGCCGCUUUGAGGAAUUGGAUCCUGCUGAGACGAAUUGA
Penicillium canariense is the source of this 312-nucleotide messenger RNA. RefSeq names its product putative quinol monooxygenase. The record is from RefSeq and is a predicted model, not a curated record. Bases 1 to 312 code for a protein of 103 amino acids. Lineage: Eukaryota; Fungi; Ascomycota; Eurotiomycetes; Eurotiales; Aspergillaceae. The transcript has 2 exons.